CGCGUCUUCUCGACAUGUCCCUUCUCAUCUCCAUCUCCAGCUGCAACUCCUCAGCCUGCUGCCGAACCUUCCACCAAUCUCUUCGUUUCAGGGCUAAGCAAACGUACCACAUCAGAGGGUCUUAGAGAAGCCUUUUCGAAAUUUGGCCAAGUUGUCCAUGCUAGAGUUGUAACAGACAGGGUUUCAGGAUAUUCUAAAGGUUUCAGUUUUGUAAGAUAUGACACCCUAGAAGACGCGGCCGAGGGUAUAAAGGGCAUGGAUGGAAAGUUCUUAGAUGGUUGGGUAAUCUUUGCGGAGUAUGCGAGACCCAGAUUGCCGCCGCCGCCGCAGACCAACGGACCUUCUCCAUCGGGCUUUCCAUAACUCGAAUUAUUAUUUUCAGAGAUGUUGAACUGUACUGAUAUGAACGACUUAUGGGUUUGUGUUCUCUAUUUUGUCUUAAGAGAACUCUAUGAUUUGAAGAAUAGCCAUGAAAGAGAAUUCUCUUUCACACUCAGUGAAAACGGUUUCAUUAGUCAACGGAUGGGUAGGAAGGAGUUUUA
Molecule: messenger RNA, 542 nt
Organism: Magnolia sinica
Lineage: Eukaryota; Viridiplantae; Streptophyta; Magnoliopsida; Magnoliales; Magnoliaceae
Product: organelle RRM domain-containing protein 2, mitochondrial-like
Exons: 1
Cellular component (GO): ribonucleoprotein complex
Molecular function (GO): RNA binding
Source: RefSeq, a predicted model, not a curated record